This is a messenger RNA of Cucurbita moschata (crookneck pumpkin), 2715 nucleotides long. RefSeq names its product acyltransferase-like protein At3g26840, chloroplastic. Gene Ontology annotation, cellular component: membrane. The record is from RefSeq and is a predicted model, not a curated record. Lineage: Eukaryota; Viridiplantae; Streptophyta; Magnoliopsida; Cucurbitales; Cucurbitaceae. The transcript is spliced from 14 exons. Bases 331 to 2481 code for a protein of 716 amino acids.
CCGGAAUUGCCGACCAUUCCGUAGCCACCGGCCACCACAUAGCCAUCCUCAUGUCUGAACUCAAGUAGUCCAACGGCCAAUUUUCAACAAACACCUACUGCUAACUCCCCACAGUACUCUGUACUUCCACACUCCGCCACCGCUCCGCCGCAGUUGUCGCCAUCGCCACUUUCCGGUCACCGUAGAUCCUCUUUUAACUUUUACCACGUCUCCCCCACAUUUUCUCCAUUCAACUUGCUAUUUUGAUUCUGUUAUUCCCACUGUCUUUGACAAUUGACGCCUCUCAUUCCAUUUUUGGGGCGGGAAACUUGCUAAGUUUGUUUCAUCUCCAUGGCCGCCACCGGAGCUUGUGUUUUCCAUGGCGCUGUGUUCUCAGCUCUCCGGCGGGAUAGGACGUGGUCCAAUGGGAGUUGUAAAUCCGGUUCGAUGGCGAUCCAUAAUGCUCGGCGAUUUGCUGUGUCUACUACUUCCACGGACCAAGUUGUUUCGUCGUCCUCAGAGACUACUGCAACCUCGUCGGUGAGUGAUUUGUUUGGUAAUGGUCGGUUUGAGAAGACUUACGAACAUGCUGCAACGGAGAUUGUUGGAGUUGGUGCUGAGAAAGAAAGUCCGUCCAAAUCGGGUUGGGAAGAUACGGAGGUCCGGCGGAGCUUGAAGGAUUAUUUCGAACAAUCGGUUGAAUUGAUUGGAUCGGACGGUGGACCUCCUCGCUGGUUCUCGCCACUGGAAUGCGGUUCUCGGAUGGAUAAUUCUCCCUUGCUUCUGUUCUUGCCUGGUAUUGAUGGCGUUGGACUUGGACUCAUCAAGCAUCAUGAGAAGCUCGGGAAGAUUUUCGACGUAUGGUGCUUGCAUAUUCCAGUCAGGGAUCGGACGCCAUUUACAGAAUUAGUGAAGUUGGUCGAAAAAACAGUAAAGAAUGAGCAUCAAUAUUCACCAAAGAAACCAAUAUAUCUUGCUGGAGAAUCCUUGGGAGCAUGCCUUGCUCUGUGUGUUGCUGCUCGCAAUCCACAUAUCGACAUUGUAUUGAUUUUGUCUAAUCCUGCUACUUGUUUCAGCAAGUCACCAUUACAACCUGUAAUAUCUUUGUUGGAAUUCAUGCCAGAAUCAUUGCAAGUUAGCCUCCCUUACAUACUGAAUUUACUGAAAGGUGAUGCUUCUAGGCUGCCAUUGGCUGAUGUGGGAGUCAUAUUGCAGCUAAUAGUUGGUGAAUUGUCACAGGAUCUUGCUGCUCUAUCUUCUCACCUCUCUGUUCUUGCUGAUAUUUUACCAGUAGAAACACUCAACUGGAAAUUUAAAAUGCUUAAACAUGCUUCAGCUGAUUCUAACUCAUGCCUCCAUGCUGUAAAAGCUCAGACUCUGAUACUCUGCAGUGGCAGAGAUCAGUUGCUACCCAGUAUCGAGGAAGGUGGAAGACUUCAUCAGUUUUUGCCAAAAUGUGAGAUUCGAAGAUUUUCCAACAAUGGCCAUUUUCUUUUCUUGGAGGAUGGUCUUGAUUUGGCUGCUACAAUCAGGGGUGCUGGUUUCUAUCGCCGUUCACAAUACGUGGAUUAUGUUUCGGAUUUCAUCCCACCAUCGGCUGCUGAAGUCAGAAAUAUAUUUGAGAAGUUUAGUUUUAUAACUUUUGCAACUAGUCCCGUGCUGCUUUCAACUCUAGAAGAUGGGGCAAUUGUGAGGGGACUCGCAGGUAUUCCUGAAGAAGGUCCUGUCCUUUUGGUUGGGUAUCAUAUGCUAUUGGGACUCGAAUUGGCUCCCAUGGUAGGCCAGUUCUUCAAAGAAAAGAACAUAAUCUUACGAGGGAUGGCACAUCCUAUGCUAUUUAUGAAAAUGAAGGAAGGAAGUUUACCUGACUUGGCAACCUAUGAUUCGUUUAGAAUGAUGGGGGCAGUUCCUGUCACUGCCAAGAACUUCUACAAACUUUUAUCUUCCAAGGCUCACGUCUUAUUAUAUCCCGGAGGCAUGCGUGAGGCUCUACAUCGAAAGGGAGAAGAAUAUAGGCUAUUCUGGCCUGAGGAAUCAGAGUUUAUUCGGAUGGCUGCUCGGUUUGGAGCCAAAAUUGUACCUUUUGGUGUUGUGGGAGAAGAUGAUAUUGGUGAAGUGGUUUUUGAUUAUGAAGAUCAGAUGAAAAUCCCAGUCUUGAAAAAAAGAAUAGAGGAACUAACCAACGAAGCAGUGAGAUUGAGGGCUGAUGUGCAUGGCGAGGUUGCAAACCAAGAUGUCCACUUCCCCGGAAUUCUCCCUAAACUUCCUGGAAGAUUCUACUAUUACUUUGGAAAGCCAUUCGAAACCGAAGGGCGGAAAGAGGAGCUACGAGACAGAGAAAACGCUCACAAACUGUAUCUUCAAGUAAAGGGUGAGGUGGAGAACUGCCUUGCAUACUUAACAAGUAAAAGAGAAAACGAUCCUUACAGGCAGCUAUGGCCUCGUCUAGCUUAUCAAGCUAAGCAUGGCUUCACGUCUGAGGUUCCUACUUUUAAGUUCUGAGUGUUCCAUGCUUGUUGGUGAAAAGCUGACCCUGAUGGCCUAUUUGGUGCUGUUCUUUUUCAGGUAAGAACUAUAGUCCAUGUCUGUUGUUAUUAGGAUUUUUUCAUAGUGUUAUUUUGUGGAUGCAAUUUUUAUUCAUUUCCUAGGAAAAGAAACAAGCCUUUAAUGUGGAGACCUUGUAUUCAUCAUCACUCUUGCUUUAACUGCAAAAUAAUCAGAUAUCAUUGAUUCUUA